AUGAGGCUGGGGCUGCUGCUGGUCGGGCUUGGCCUGGCUCCGGCUCGGGUCCUGGCCGUGGGGUCCCAGGCGUGGGACCAUUUCCCCAGGGAUGUCUACGCCCUCAACUGGGAAAAGUUUUCAGGGUUCUGGUACAUUGUUGCCCUUGCCACCGAUGCCAAGGGAUUCCUGCCCGCCAGAGACAAGAGGAAGCUGGGGGCGUGCGUGUUGGAGCUACACAAGAUGGGCCAGCUGAAAGUGGCCAUCGCCUUUAGCCGGGCUCGCGGCUGCCAGUCCCAGGUGGUGACCCUGAGGAAGGACAGGCGGAAGGCUCUGUUCCGGAACACCUUGAAGGGGGUUAAGGGCCUGCACGUGCUGUCCACCGACUACAGCUCCGGCCUGGUGUACCUCCGCCUGGGGCGCGCCCGCCGCAACCUCCGGAGCCUGCUGCUGCUCAGCCGACAGACGACCCCCAGCUUCACGAGUGCGAGAGAGUUCCUGGACACCUGCGACAAACUGCAGCUGGCCGCCGAGGCCCCCUUCCUCCCCAAAGAUGCCUCCUGCGCCCACACCAUCCUCCCGUGA
Perognathus longimembris pacificus (Pacific pocket mouse) is the source of this 564-nucleotide messenger RNA. It is a transcript of the gene Lcn10, whose product is annotated as lipocalin 10. The record is from RefSeq and is a predicted model, not a curated record. Gene Ontology annotation, molecular function: small molecule binding. NCBI's taxonomy places the organism in Eukaryota, Metazoa, Chordata, Mammalia, Rodentia, Heteromyidae.